Fonsecaea multimorphosa CBS 102226 is the source of this 1836-nucleotide messenger RNA. RefSeq lists its product as uncharacterized. The record is from RefSeq and is a predicted model, not a curated record. The transcript has 6 exons. Gene Ontology annotation, cellular component: acetolactate synthase complex; mitochondrion. Gene Ontology annotation, biological process: L-valine biosynthetic process. Bases 1 to 1836 code for a protein of 611 amino acids. Gene Ontology annotation, molecular function: acetolactate synthase activity; magnesium ion binding; flavin adenine dinucleotide binding. NCBI's taxonomy places the organism in Eukaryota, Fungi, Ascomycota, Eurotiomycetes, Chaetothyriales, Herpotrichiellaceae.
AUGGGUUCUGUCGCAAAAUCCAAUGGUUCUUACACCACAUCAUUUGCAUUUUUCGAGGCCAUUUGGGAGGCCGGCAUCACACACGUUUUUGUAAACCUGGGAUCCGACCAUCCGUCUAUUCUCGAAGCGAUCGUGAAAGGACAAAAUGAGGGGCGCAAUGGCAACUUCCCAAGGAUUAUCACAUGUCCUAAUGAGAUGGUAGCAUUAUCGAUGGCCGACGGCAUGGCACGACUGACCAAUAAGCCACAAUGCGUGAUUGUUCACGUUGAUGUCGGAACCCAAGGGUUGGCGGCUGCCGUUCACAACGCAUCUUGUGGACGAGUGCCGGUGUUGAUCUUCGCUGGACUUUCACCUUAUACCAUCGAGGGAGAGUAUCGAGGCUCACGCACCGAGUAUAUCCACUGGAUUCAGGACGUUCCGGACCAAAAACAGAUCAUUGCUCAAUACUGCAGAUACACGGGAGAAAUCAAGGGUGGCCGAAACGUAAAACAGAUGGUGAAUCGGGCACUGCAAUUUGCAACAAGUGAUCCACAAGGCCCAGUCUAUCUCUACGGCGCGAGAGAGUCUAUGGAGGAAGAAAUCGAGCCUUAUUAUUUAGACCAAGAAGUAUGGAAGGCGGUCGACCAUGCAGCAUUGCCACACACCGCAGUUCAGACGAUUGCCGAGGACCUUAUCAAGGCUAACGAACCACUCCUCAUCGUUGGAUACACAGGUCGAAAUGUCGAGGCGGUUGAUGCUACCAUUACUCUCGCGAAUAAAGUCCCUACGUUACGAGUUCUAGAUACUGGCGGAUCCGAUAUGUGUUUCCCCGCUGACCACCCCGCGGCCCUAGGGCUCAGAUAUGGUAUUGACCCAGCAAUUACGACGGCAGAUUUUAUACUCGUGAUUGAUUGCGAUGUUCCCUGGAUACCGACGCAGUGUAACCCUAAGCCGGGUACUAAGAUUGUUCACAUUGACGUUGAUCCCCUGAAACAGCAGAUGCCGGUCCACUAUAUCCCUGCGGUUGCGCGAUAUAAAGCGCAUGCUGGUACUGCUCUGAGUCAGCUUAACGAUUAUCUUUCCGCAAGUGUCGAGCAUUCGGAUUUCCUAUCGAGUACCGAGUAUUCGUUUCUCACCGAAAAACGAUCCAUCCUGCACCGGACCCGUCGUGAUCAAAUCAAAGAUCUGGCCAAGCUCCCGACGGACCUUCAAAGCCCGAUCGAUCCUCAUGUGCUUGGUGGACAAAUCAGAGCAGCAGUUCCUCAUGACUGCAUUUUUGCCGCAGAGGCCGUCACUUUAGCCACGGUGAUUUCAGAUCAGAUUGGUGCGAUUCUACCCAAGAGUUGGAUCAACUGCGGCGGUGGGGGACUCGGUUGGUCUGGAGGUGGCGCGUUGGGUAUAAAACUUGCAUCCGAUUUCGAGCACCGUGAUCAGAAUGCGUUGACGGGGACCAACAAGGGAAAAUUCGUCUGCUCCAUUGUCGGAGACGGGACUUUCCUAUUCUCGGUACCAGGAUCUGUUUACUGGAUUGCUCAGCGAUACACGAUACCCACCUUGACGAUUGUCCUUAACAACCAUGGAUGGAACGCGCCUCGGCGAUCCAUGUUACUUGUUCACCCUAAUGGGGAGGGAAGUAAAGUUGACAACAAGGCCCUGAAUAUCUCGUUCGAUCCGACACCGGAUUACCCCGGUAUCGCCAAGGCUGCAACGGGUGGAAAAGCAUGGACUGGGACGGUCAGUACGGUGGCGGAGUUGUUGGAACAGUUGCCCCAGGGUGUGGCGGCCGUGAAGGCGGGUCGAUGUGCAGUGCUCGAGGUCAAGCUCGCAGAUACCACCGCCCCCCCAGUCACCAAAUAG